Molecule: messenger RNA, 1690 nt
Organism: Phyllostomus discolor (pale spear-nosed bat)
Lineage: Eukaryota; Metazoa; Chordata; Mammalia; Chiroptera; Phyllostomidae
Gene: GPR6
Product: G protein-coupled receptor 6
Exons: 1
Coding region: 8-1201 (397 amino acids)
Biological process (GO): G protein-coupled receptor signaling pathway
Cellular component (GO): membrane
Molecular function (GO): sphingosine-1-phosphate receptor activity
Source: RefSeq, a predicted model, not a curated record
GGGCAGUAUGAGCGGGACAUCUGCGCCCGGGAAGUUCCCUGGCAGCUUGAACCGCGCACCUGAUGCUUGCUGUCCCUCUCCAUACAGGGUGCAGUGUCCGGCCGCCGCGAUGAACGCGAGCGCCUCUUCCCUCAAUGAGUCCCAGGUGGUGGCAGUGGCGGCAGAGAGCGCGGCGGCAGCAGCUACAGCGGCAGGGGCGCCGGACACCAGUGAAUGGGGGCAUCCUGUGGCGGCCGCGGCGCUGGCAGGCGGGGGCGUGACUAAUGCGUCGCUGGAGCUGUCUUCGCAGAUGCCCGCGGGGUCGCCUGGGCUGCUACUGUCAGCGGUGAAUCCAUGGGACAUGCUGCUGUGCGUGUCGGGGACAGUGAUUGCAGGAGAAAAUGCACUGGUAGUGGUGCUCAUCGCGUUCACCCCGGCGCUGCGCAGGCCCAUGUUUGUGCUGGUGGGCAGCUUGGCCACCGCAGACCUGCUGGCGGGCUGCGGACUCAUCUUGCACUUCGUGUUCCAGUACGUGGUGCCCUCGGAGACAGUAAGCCUGCUCACGGUGGGCUUCCUUGUGUCCUCCUUCGCUGCCUCGGUCAGCAGCCUGCUGGCUAUAACAGUGGACCGCUACCUGUCCCUCUACAACGCGCUCACCUACUACUCACGGCGGACCCUGUUGGGUGUGCACCUUCUGCUCGCCGCCACCUGGACGGUCUCCCUAGGCCUCGGGCUGCUGCCGGUGCUAGGCUGGAACUGCCUGGCAGAGCGUACAACUUGUAGCGUGGUGCACCCUCUGACGCGCAGCCACGUGGCGCUGCUCUCCGCGACCUUCUUUGCGGUCUUCGGCAUCAUGUUGCACCUGUACGUGCGCAUCUGCCAGGUGGUCUGGCGCCAUGCGCACCAGAUCGCGCUGCAGCAGCACUGCCUGGCGCCACCCCACCUUGCAGCCACCAGAAAGGGUGUGGGUACGCUGGCUGUGGUGCUGGGCACUUUUGGUAUCAGCUGGCUGCCCUUUGCCAUAUACUGUUUGGUGGGCAGCCGCGAGGACCCGGCUGUCUACACCUACGCCACCCUGCUGCCAGCCACCUACAACUCCAUGAUCAACCCUAUUAUCUAUGCCUUCCGCAACCAAGAGAUCCAGCGUGCCCUGUGGCUCCUGUUCUGUGGCUGUUUCCAGUCCAAAGUGCCCUUCCGCUCCAGGUCUCCCAGUGAGGUCUGAAGGCUCUCUCUGUCCUCUCACCAACACCACAGCCCCAACCAGCCAGCCUAUGGCGAGCUUCUCGGUGCCUGCUGAUGAACUCUGAGAUCCCAACAGUGUGACUCUGACUUUGAAAAAAAAGAACCAGAAAAUAAACAUACACAACAGACUCACAAGGACAAAGAAUUUUGAUGGCACUUUACAUAUACAGUGUAUACAUGUGUACAUAUAUAUACAAAUUAUUUGUAUCUUCUGGAGGUGUUCAGGAUGUGGAAUUUUCUGGUGGUGAAAAAACUAACAAAGAUGUGUUUGUAUACCCAAAUUGUACAUCAUAUUUGUCAAGUGAACACAUCCAAUAUUGCUUAAUUAUAGCAUUUCAUUUUUAGCUGCUGAACUGCCAAAACAGUGUUGCCAUUUUCAAGGGCAGGGGAAAGCGGAGGGGAGUAACAGGUGUAUUUUUGUCAUAUGUGAUAGAAUAUUUUGCUGCACAUGCAUCAGUAAAUUACAACA